AGAGGUCUCCCCCUGAUUUCUAUACGCAUAAUUCGUCGUGUUGCAGGUCGCAACGAGCUAAUCGCCCGUUAUAUCAAAUUGAGGACCGGUAAGACGAGAACGCGAAAGCAGGUGUCCUCGCACAUACAGGUCCUCGCGAGAAGAAAACUCCGGGAAAUACAGGCGAAACUCAAAGUGGAUCAUGCAACCAAGGAGAAGACGCUCCAGACAAUGUCGAACAUGUCGAGCGCCCAGAUAGUAUCAGCUGGAAGUUCGAUACACAACAAGAUGACCCCCGCCCUCGUGGGGCACCUUGCCCUUCAUGCUUCCACCCCUGUCUCCUAUCCCGGAGCGCAAUUCUGGCAGCCAGGACUGCAGCCGGGAACGUCUCAGGAUGUCAAGCCGUUUCCUCAGCCCGCCUACACCGGGAAACCGGCGACGGCGGUCUCGAGCGGCGACAUGGUCCAGCCGGCGCCGCCGCCGCCGUGGGAAGGACGCGCCAUCGCCUCCCACAAGCUCAGGCUCGUCGAGUUCACGGCCUAUAUGGAGCAGCACAGAAAUCAGGAGAUGUAUCACAGGCACUUAUUCGUCCAAAUAGGAGGGCCUGCGGUCUACGGAGACCCUCUAGAAGCAGUCGACAUUAGGCAGAUAUACGACAAAUUCCCGGAGAAGAAAGGCGGCCUGAAGGAGCUGUACGAUAAGGGACCUCAGGCGGCUUUCUUCCUCGUUAAGUUUUGGGCUGAUCUCAAUACCAACAUCCAAGACGAAGCUGCUGCAUUCUACGGCGUCACGAGCCAGUACGAGAGCAAUGAACACAUAAAAAUGAUCACGUGUUCGACGAAAGUGUGCUCCUUCGGCAAGCAGGUGGUGGAGAAGGUAGAGACGGAAUACGCCAGGUUUGAGAACGGCAGGUUCGUCUACCGCAUCAGAGAAUCGCCCAUGUGCGAGUACAUGAUCAAUUUCAUCCACAAACUGAAGCACCUGCCGGAAAAGUACAUGAUGAACAGCGUUCUCGAGAACUUCACUAUCCUCCAGGUUGUCACGGAUAAGGACACGCAUGAGACAUUACUGUGCACGGCAUAUGUGUUCGAGGUGUCGACGUCCGAACACGGUGCUCAGCAUCACAUAUACAGAUUGGUCAAAGACUAGCCUGCUUGAACUUGCUCGCCAUGCAGCCAUCCACCCCCAUCAGUGCCUACCAUCACAUAAAGAUCAUCCAUACGCGUAUACACUGUACGAACACGUAUACAGGAAACACCGACGCAAAAACGAGACACACACGACGAAACAUAUACAACCACAUACGUGAAACGAACACACGUGAAACACGACACGACGCAUCGAUACGUGGGUGUAAGACACACACACACACACACACACAUUUACACGGGAAGAUAUUAUUCUCGCGCCCAGGCGACUUUCCACGGAGGAUAUUCGCACGAUGAAAGCGAAAGAGGCAAGAUAAUUAAGAUAAUAUAACGAUAAUAGGAGAAUUGUCCCUUGUAAACCCUUGAUGCGUUCCAGCAAACGCUUUACUUACUUUACUUAGGAAAUUUAAGAACUUCUGAUACAGUACCGUGUACAGUAAAAACGCGUCUUUCCCGAAGCCUCUACAAUGUUAUCCUUUGAGAAUUCUCACGCGUUUCCUUAAUAUCACGGAGGAUAUAUUCCGAGACUCGCGAAUAAUCGCGAAUUUUCCGUGGAACGUCUGGGGAAAAACUCGAAAAUACACGCGUACACCGUACGUGCACGUACGACAGAGUACUGGCCAGCCCGAGCUUGAGUUUGAUUCGAAGUUUAUAUACCUUUUAAUAAAUUAUUGGUCUAAGAGUUUGGACGCGUGUUGCAGGAUGGCAUCUUUGUACGUGCAACAUGCGCAACGUCUUCGAGGCCGUGCUGUCAUAGUCGUUGCUUGAAACUUGUCUGGACUGAGAAGUUUCCAGUAACAACUAAGAUCUAAGUCUAACGUGAGCCCGAGAUACGUCGCGCGCAUGUGCGCGCACAAUUGUAAAUUUUAUAAUACAAAUAGAUAUAAACGUAUAGAUAUUUUAUGACCGUGGUUCGUCAUCCAUCUUAAUCGACGAGUCCGAUUCGUCUCGGGAUUUUAAUGUAUAAUAAAAGGGAUGAAAUAAAAUUAAGUUAAAAUCGACAAUAAAUUUUGGUGUGAAAAUGCUUAUUAAAAGGAAUAAGCAUGUACCAGAAGCAAAGAGAAAAGAAAAAGCAAGAAGAACAAAACGCAGAAACAGACUCUGACCUCGGAAAGGCAUGGUACCAACAUGAUCUAGUAUUAUAGUUUUAUUAUUAAAUUAGGCGAUAGAGAAACCCCCGACAAGACAACACUGAUACACAAAUAUACAUAUAUUACGUACAUAAGGAUAUAUAUGUUAAAUAUUAAUGCAAUGAUUACGAUUUACAUUGUUAUAAAUGGUCGUGUAUAAAGUUAUCUAAGUGAUUUCUCUCUAAGUUUAAAAAAAAAAUGGAGGUUUAACCCGAGAGAUAUGCCAUUACGAAGACGUUUUAAGUAUCCUAAAUUUACGAUUGUAUCAUUCGUAUAAUUUUUACUAAUUAGAUAUCGAGAAGAACGAAAACACACCAUAUACACACGCGCACCAUACCAUACGUUUCUUUGAAGCUUCUUCGCAGAAACGCUUCUCUUGUCUAUAUUAUAAUAUUGUGCAAGAAUUUUUAUCAUUGUCGGAAGACUCUCGCUGCGGCGUUCUUCAUCACGCGACCCGGAAGAACGAAUGAUGAUCACUUUUAUACGUUUUUAAAAAUCUUUUAAAGCGCACCUACUAAUGUGCAAACCCACCCACUCUUAGGCAGCGACACUUAGGUUUAGAGGGAUGUGUUUGUAUUUCGUAUAAUCGCCUUACUUUGUAUUCUAAGAUCAUUUUCUAUAGUUCUUAAACGCAAAUGAUGUUUCUUUUUCGUACAUAGCGUACUUUGUUUGUUUUUAUCUUUCUACCACUUAUAAAGCGAUGUAUCGGAUCACGAGAAUUUACGGAUAGAAGCAUAGGCCACCGUUACACACACUCACGCAUCCACACA
Harpegnathos saltator (Jerdon's jumping ant) is the source of this 3027-nucleotide messenger RNA. RefSeq names its product transcriptional enhancer factor TEF-1. Gene Ontology annotation, cellular component: transcription regulator complex. Gene Ontology annotation, molecular function: RNA polymerase II cis-regulatory region sequence-specific DNA binding; DNA-binding transcription factor activity, RNA polymerase II-specific. Lineage: Eukaryota; Metazoa; Arthropoda; Insecta; Hymenoptera; Formicidae. The annotation marks the transcript as partial. The record is from RefSeq and is a predicted model, not a curated record. Gene Ontology annotation, biological process: hippo signaling; regulation of transcription by RNA polymerase II; embryonic organ development. The transcript is spliced from 6 exons.